Lolium rigidum is the source of this 1112-nucleotide messenger RNA. RefSeq names its product spindle and kinetochore-associated protein 1 homolog. NCBI's taxonomy places the organism in Eukaryota, Viridiplantae, Streptophyta, Magnoliopsida, Poales, Poaceae. The record is from RefSeq and is a predicted model, not a curated record. Bases 5 to 832 code for a protein of 275 amino acids. The transcript is spliced from 9 exons. Gene Ontology annotation, biological process: cell division; mitotic cell cycle; regulation of microtubule polymerization or depolymerization. Gene Ontology annotation, cellular component: mitotic spindle; spindle microtubule; outer kinetochore. Gene Ontology annotation, molecular function: microtubule binding.
CCUCAUGGACGCCGCCGCCGCGAACCCCGCAAGCUCGUCGCUGGAAGCCGUGGCCACCGCCUUCCGCUCCCGUGUCAACGAGCUCCAGGACCUCGCCCUUGCCCGGAACAUGUACCCGGCGACGGCGGUGACCGACCUCGCCGCCGUGGACGCCUCGGUGACGGCCAUGGAGGCGCAGGUGCAGGCCAUCCGUCGCCGCCUGCAGGAGGAGCUCGACGCCAUCCCCAAGGCCAAGAAACUAGUGGAGAAAUCCUUGAAGCAACAGCAGAAGUUGCAGCACAUGCUUGCAAACAUGCCAUCUGGGAUGCGUGAGGAUAUCAUUGCUACUCCUCUGGAACAGAGCUCGGCAAGGAUGUUGCCUGAGUGCUUUAGUUUCAACACACCUGCAGAAUUUCUGGACUCUGAUUUUAAGAUUAAGGAUGAGCCAGUUGCAGCUCCUAAAAAGGGGAAAGGGGCAGCACCUCGUUGGUAUAUAUCCACCGGGGAGCUUGACUCAUUGUCAUCGUACAUGAGGGGGAGGCUUACACUGGAGAAGGUUAACAUUGCAAUAAACGAGAUGGCAACAUAUGCAGAUGCUAAUGCUCAUCUUGUUGCAUGUCCUAAGAAAAAGUUAUCUGAAGACACAUGGGAAAGGGCUUUGGAACUAAGGGACAUAGCUGCCACUGAGGCAGCGAAGGGGAAGCAUUUCUUCCUGGAAGCUGAUAUAAAGGGGCCUGGGCUAAAGCUUGAUCACACAGGCAAAUCUAUCCUUACCGUCCUUCGUCAUCUUGGCCGCAUCCAUGAGACUCGGAUUGGGCAUCACCGGGUCUUCAUACUAGCGAAACAACGCUGAAUGGAAGGGUUGCUAGAAGCAUGAACAUUUGAUGUGGUUAUAUUGCCGGAGCCACGCAUCUGUGCAGCCUGUAUGCUACUGCCUAGUUUGGUUUGCAAUUAUAGUAGUCCAUGUAAUUUGAGUGCAUGAUUGUGAUUCUGUGGCCGCAUGUGUCCGCUCUUCUGUGAGAGUGAGACGCUGUGUUAGUCAGAACUCUCAUCCUAUAUGUAUGAAUCAUUAGUUUGUUACCUUUCUGCUGCAGUUUCAUAUGUAAGUAGCUUAUUAAGAGUUUUUUUUAAGA